AUGAAUAGACUUGCAUUUGAUCGAUUACCUGAUGAACUUAUGAUCCUUAUCCUUUCACAGCCUGUUAUCGCGUUAGAAACACUCAGAAAUAUGCAAAGCAUAUCUAAAAGAAUAAAUCAAUUGGUUCUACAUGUCUUGAAUUAUUACCGACUUCCUGCCAUUCAAAUUGGAAUCAGCAUAGACCAAGAAGGCAAAAACCGCAUUACAACUCAGUUUGUAUUCAGUCAGUUUUGUCCAAUCACUCGUACUAUUCGUUUUAUACUUACACAGCCUCAGAAAGCAAGGCGAUAUUAUACUAACAAAGCUAUUCCUGUCAUUCGAUUUUUGAAUACCAAAGAUACAUAUAACAUGCAACAGGACAUUCGAUAUCGUCGUCUUUCAAGCGCUUCAUCUUCAUCACCGUAUCAAGGCGAAACUGGCGAGAAGCAGGAUGAUGUGGCCAAGAAAACUUUACCUCCUCGACAUUCUUCCCCUAGUUUAUUAAUAAAGAAAGACGAAAAUGGAAACAAGCUGAGAAACUAUAGGCUUCAAUUCCAAAAAAACGGAAUUCACACUUUAAAAAAGUCAGCAGGAUUUCUUAAUGCGCCACCUUAUUUUAAACUAACGUAUCAAAUCAGUGACAAACAACACGCAGAAUACUAUCUUGCACCUAUUGAACUAUAUAUCACAUUUGAUCAUCUAGUAAAGGAAGAGGGCUGCCAGCCUAAUAAGCAUUCUACAGUACAACAAAUGGUGAAUUGGAUUCAAAAAAGUCUGCAUUGUUCAAGAUGUAUCAAUAUAAAAUAA
Molecule: messenger RNA, 786 nt
Organism: Gilbertella persicaria
Lineage: Eukaryota; Fungi; Mucoromycota; Mucoromycetes; Mucorales; Choanephoraceae
Exons: 1
Coding region: 1-786 (261 amino acids)
Source: RefSeq, a predicted model, not a curated record